Messenger RNA from Austrofundulus limnaeus, 1455 nucleotides. RefSeq names its product proline rich 18 (gene prr18). The transcript has a single exon. The record is from RefSeq and is a predicted model, not a curated record. NCBI's taxonomy places the organism in Eukaryota, Metazoa, Chordata, Actinopteri, Cyprinodontiformes, Rivulidae. Bases 433 to 1194 code for a protein of 253 amino acids.
AGUUGACUUAAUUUAGUCAUAAUGUAAUUAGAGACAUCUCAAAUAGGUAUUUUGACUAUUCAAAAUAUAAUUAAAAAGGUCUUAAAUAACUAAAAUAUCUAGUCUUAAACCAAUUUCAGAUACCUGGGAUGUGACAGAGGUAAAGUUGAUUUUAUGUUAAAAUGGCCUGCCAUACCUCGUGUCUCGCUGUGCUGAUGGGAAGUUGCCGAACAUGACGAAAUUACGUCACCAGGCUUUUCCUCGCCCUUUGUGUGGCGCGGCUCGUGGCCACGCCCCCCUCUCUGUCUGCGCCAGCAUAAAGCAGCGGGAGCGUGCGCGCGAGUUUAAAGCUCGGGUCGCGUGGACAGCAGGUGGAUGAUGCUCGCAGAGCGCCGCUCGUCGCUUCAUUACGCACUGCUGCUUUUCAGGUCCUGAUCCAUCCCGACCCAAAGAAUGCCUUUUCCUCCGAUCAGCCUCCAGCAGCGGAUCACCUCACCCGGCCGGGAUCUGUUUGGGAAGAAGAAAGCCAGCGGRGACCCCCCUCAGGCCGAACAAACCGGCAGAUCUGUCGGUUCCGACAAGGAGAAACAGUCCAGUUCUUGGGCUUCCGCCAACUUACGGAAUCUGGGGCGCAGGGCGCAACUGGACAAGACUAAAAGCCCAGCUCAAAAACCCGGUUCUGGGCAAGAGACUCAGGGAAAAGGCUCGUGGCUGUCRGUGCCCAAACCUCAGGAUUCACAGCAAGGAGUCCGGCGCUCCAGCUCCAUGGACUCCGCCAGACACCUCCGGGGAAAGGAGGAGGAGAAGAAGGAGCUCCAGUUCACCCUCAGCCUCACCCCGGAAGCCAUCCUGGUCAUCCAGAAGCGCAACCUGGAGAAGCAGAUGAUGGCCAAGCAGCAGAAGUGCUGCGCCUCCGCGGACUUCCGGCACAGGCGGGUUUUCCCGUCCAAAAAGGCGCACGGCGGCUCCAAGUGCUGCGCUCCGGGGGCCAACAAGGGCGAGGGCGGCGCGGAGCAGGACAUCACGGCCAUCGUGAAGAUCUCCCUGCUCAACGACCAGCACAAGUACGACGACGUGGAGUACGAGGAGGAGGACGGGGACGUGGAUGAGACCGUGGUGAGGAAGUGCAAAGAGUGGCUGAAGGGGGUGGAGAGCGCCGCCGCUCUGGGGAAAGUUGACAAACUCGCGGCGCUUCCGCACCUGAAGAGCUGCUGACAGGAGACCGCUGCUGAGGACUUGGGACUAAAYGUGGACCUGUUGUGUCUGAUYCCGRAUCAUCUUCAAAGCAAGGAGGAAUCUGCUCAUGUCAGGAUGUUGACAAGAAACUGGGUUUUGUUUGUCUGGAUCAGUUUUUUAAAGAUUCAGAGUCACUUUAUGCCAAUAAUGCUGCUGUUAGUUUCCUUCCUUUGCACAGAUUUGUUGUCCUGGUGCCUCAGAAGGACACCAAACCGUUCCCUUUGUGUUGGAGAACAAAAA